This is a messenger RNA of Kwoniella botswanensis, 741 nucleotides long. RefSeq lists its product as uncharacterized. Bases 1 to 741 code for a protein of 246 amino acids. The record is from RefSeq and is a predicted model, not a curated record. Lineage: Eukaryota; Fungi; Basidiomycota; Tremellomycetes; Tremellales; Cryptococcaceae. The transcript is spliced from 2 exons.
AUGUUGAAGAGAUACUCAGAGCUAGAAAGUAGCUGUGAUAAUAAGGAUGAGCAAAUAAAGCAAAUCACUGCUUUUCUUGCACAAGCCAAGGAUCUUGUUCGUGGUGCAGAACAGAUUCUCGAAGGUCCCAAAAACUAUAAUACAUCCGAUUCAACCUCGAGUGCCGAUCAAGCUCAAUUCCAACGACCAGCGACUUCCCCACGAUCACCUGGGGAACAAGAUAUAUCUGAAGUUGAAGAUGCAACGAGCAAUCCUGCACCAAAACCAACAUCACCAUUGACUAAUACCAUUGAACCGGAGAUUUCGUUUCAUGACAGGUUCCGUGUUAACCACAACCAACGAGUCGCUUGGGAUGACGCAGAACUCACGCCAACCGAUCACUUAACUCCUCAUCUACCUUGGUUCUGGAAGACUGUAUUGAAAGAUCUAGAGUCCUGGAGAGCUGGACGCUAUGCUGAGAGCAUUUUACGGGUUUUACUUACUUCCCUUUCGGUCACUCUUCUACCACAGCAUCACAAUUUGGUCAAGUUCUCAAUUGGGGGCAAGUCCGACUGCAAUUUUCGUGAGGUCAACGAUCCCAAAUACAUUAUCGGGUUUAAUAUAUGGUCAGGUCUCCACACAUAUUGUACUUAUGUUGAUACGGGAAACGAGCCAUCCUCUUCUGCUCCUGUUCGGUUGAACAUGCACAAAAACGGUCGUGUGAGUGAUCACUUCAGGAUCAUUGUAUAUAUCACCUAUUGA